Molecule: messenger RNA, 1751 nt
Organism: Cuculus canorus (common cuckoo)
Lineage: Eukaryota; Metazoa; Chordata; Aves; Cuculiformes; Cuculidae
Gene: MPV17L2
Product: MPV17 mitochondrial inner membrane protein like 2
Exons: 6
Coding region: 16-732 (238 amino acids)
Biological process (GO): mitochondrial ribosome assembly
Cellular component (GO): cytoplasm; membrane
Source: RefSeq, a predicted model, not a curated record
GCCUCCAUAGGUGUCAUGGCGGCCGCCGGAAGCGGAAGUUGCCGAGCACGGGCGAGGCCGCUCCCCCGGGCUGCGGUGGCGGAAGCGCGCGGGGGGGGUGUCUCUGUUCGCAGGAUGCUGGCGCGAGGCCGGCGGCUGCUGCGCUGCUGGAAGCCGCUCUUCACUGGCCGCCUGCUGCUGCUGACCAACACGGCGAGCUGCGGCGCGCUGCUGGCCGCUGGCGACACGCUGCAGCAGGCCUGGCACCGCCGGCGGCACCCCGACACCGAGCACCAGCUGGCCCGCACAGGUCGCAUGUUCGCCGUCGGCUGCAGCAUGGGCCCACUGAUGCACUACUGGUACCUCUGGCUGGACACUGCCUUCCCGGCACAGGGCGUGCGGGGGCUGAAAACCGUCCUGAAGAAAGUCUUCAUCGAUCAGCUGGUGGCAUCGCCCGUCCUGGGCGUCUGGUACUUCCUGGGUAUGGGCACAUUGGAAGGCCAGACUGUGGAGGAAAGCUGGGAAGAGCUGAAGGAGAAAUUCUGGGAGUUCUACAAGGCAGACUGGUGCUUCUGGCCAGCCGCUCAGCUAAUGAAUUUCCUCUUCAUCCCACCCAAGUACCGGGUGGUUUACGUCAACGUGAUCACGCUGGGCUGGGACACCUACCUCUCUUACCUCAAGCACAGGCCUGGCCACCCUCCGAGUGCCAAGCACGACUCCCCGCGUGAGAAGCAGCGCAGUGUCAGGGGGUAGAGAGGCAGCUGCGCCGUUUUGGGAGGCUCCUGCCUGCAGCGAGCGGAUUUUUGGGCGUUGUGGUGGGCUCAAUCCACCCAACAAAGCGAUGGCCUGAGCCCAUGGCAGCCUGGGCGGAUCUUGCUCGUUAUCUCACCGGCUGAUCGCAGCGAUGGGCUGGGGGCGUAUUUGUAACCACUCUCAUCUCAGGCUUGCCGGGAAAGCUGAUUUCUCAUUAUGAGAACCCACAUUACCAGGGUGGAGGAGCUGCCACAGCCCUGCUUUGCCAUCAGUGCCCUGGGGAGAGUCUCCCCACCACUGCAGUCAGGUUUUUAUCCCUUCUCCAGGACAAGGCUGGCCCCUUGUGCCCCUCCAGCUCCCUCCUCCUUCCUUUGGCAUUGCCAGCUGCCCGUGUCCCUGCCGUGCUUCCACUCCAGCUGCUGGGGAGAAGGAUGCAGCCCUUCUGCUCCCGGUGCUGCUCCUCAGCCCUUUCCUGGCUGUUUUUUCCCCUUUGAGUUGAAGGCAGAAAUCUCUCGCCUUCCCCUGCGCUCGCUGCCUCGGCUCCUUCCCGCUCCCCCUCGCGCCCACCUCCCCGCUGCCGCGCGUGGGCUGCAGCCGCCCAGGUUGUUCAAAAAUAGCCGUGUGAGCGCCGGCGGCUGCUCUGGCAGAGCCGACACAGGAGGGUUUUGGGGGGUUUUUAAGGCAAAGAUUUUUGUAGGAUUGGAACCACAGCUCCCAUCUCAUCACGGCUGCCCCAUCCCUGGAGGGGUUCCAGGCCAGGUUGGAUGGGGCUUGGAGCCCCUGAUCCAGUGGGAGGUGUCCCUGCCCAUGGCAGGGGUGGAACUGGAUGGGCUUUGAGGUCCCUUCCAACUCAAAUCAUUCCAGGGUUCUCAUCCCAGCCCCAAGGAAGCCGGACACUCGCUCCAUAACCUGGGAUCUUUCCAGCAGUGAUGAAAACUGCCUAAACUUGGGGUGGUUUUUAUCCGUAAAGCUUAACUCUGUGCCUUAUUUACUUGUCCUCUCCCAUCUUGCCCCACACA